Molecule: messenger RNA, 10775 nt
Organism: Pipistrellus kuhlii (Kuhl's pipistrelle)
Lineage: Eukaryota; Metazoa; Chordata; Mammalia; Chiroptera; Vespertilionidae
Gene: PIEZO2
Product: piezo type mechanosensitive ion channel component 2
Exons: 54
Coding region: 829-9477 (2882 amino acids)
Biological process (GO): cellular response to mechanical stimulus; detection of mechanical stimulus; regulation of membrane potential
Cellular component (GO): plasma membrane
Molecular function (GO): monoatomic cation channel activity; mechanosensitive monoatomic ion channel activity
Source: RefSeq, a predicted model, not a curated record
GCGCCACCCGGGCGAGGCUGCACCAGGCCGGGCGGGCGGGGGGCGCGCUGGCAUCUGGGCGGCGGCGCUGGGUUUCUAUUUUAUUUAUUUUUUAAAAAACUGAGGCCGUGGAGGAGGCAGCUGGUGCCUGAUCCACUCCUUGUGAGUUCGUCUCGACUUCUGCCCACGCUCGCACAGUUCUUUUCUGGUGACAGAGGGAUGGUUCUGUGCGCCAGGUAGCUCCCGCCCGGGUCUCUCCUGCCCGAACCAGGGAGACGCAGAGGCUGAGCCUCCCCGCCGCCCGGAACCCGCCGCGGCGCCACUCGGGGGGCCCGCCCGCAGCUCCGAGAGCCGGGCCGAGGGUCGCGCAGCGGGCCCGGCUGCAGAGGUACGCGGGCUUCCGAGGGGAUUCCUCCUAGCAAACUCCCCCGCCGCCCCCAGCACCGCCCCGGGAGCCAGGCAGAAGCGCAGCGCGUCCUCCUCGCCCCCUUCCUCGCCGCGCCGCCUCCCGGGACCCUCCCCAAGUGCCUCCUCCGCACCGGCCCGCCCGCGGGAGGAGCCGCUGCCGCUGGACCGGGGAGACCACACUUCAUGGGCCGGCCGCGGAGGGCCGGGCACCCGGGGCGGGGGCUGCCUUGAGCCCGUUGAGGACCGGCCAGGAGCCCGGAGCGCGCCCUCGGUGCGGACAGCGCGGCGGACGGCGCGGCGGCGGCCCCUCCAGGGCGAUGACCGAGCGGCCUCGAGCCGCCGGCAGCAGGAGGCCGUAGGCGGGCAUGGGCCUGGCACCCCGGUCCUAGAGACCCUGGAGACUCGCCCCUCUCUGCUCGGACGGAUCGCCCGGCUGCCGCGAUGGCCUCGGAGGUGGUGUGCGGGCUCAUCUUCAGGCUGCUGCUCCCCAUCUGCCUGGCAGUAGCAUGUGCAUUCCGGUACAAUGGACUCUCCUUUGUCUACCUCAUCUACCUCUUGCUCAUCCCUCUGUUUUCAGAACCAACAAGAGCGACGAUGCAAGGACACACGGGACGGUUGUUAAAGUCUCUGUGCUUCACCAGUCUUUCCUUCCUGAUAUUGCACAUCAUUUUUCACAUCACGUUGGCUAGCCUUGAAGCUCGACACCAUAUUGCACCUGGUUACAACUGCUCAACGUGGGAAAAGACAUUUCGGCAGAUUGGCUUUGAAAGCUUAAAGGGAGCUGACGCUGGCAAUGGGAUCAGAGUGUUUGUACCUGAUAUUGGGAUGUUCAUCGCUAGUCUGACCAUCUGGCUCAUCUGCAGAAACAUCGUUCAGAAACCAGUGACAGAAGAAGCAGCACAGUAUAACCUGGAGUUUGAAAAUGAAGAAUUGGCUGGAGGAGAAAAACUAGAUUCGGAAGAGGCACUGAUCUAUGAAGUGGAUUUAGAUGAAGGAGAUGGUGUUGAAGGCGAGAUGGAAGAAAGCACAAAACUGAAAAUCUUCCGCAGGUUUGCCUUUGUGGCUUCCAAACUGAAGGAAUUUAUUGGCAACAUGAUAACCACCGCUGGAAAAGUAGUUGUGACAAUUUUACUGGGUUCAUCAGGUAUGAUGCUGCCCUCUCUGACCUCCUCCGUCUACUUUUUUGUAUUUUUGGGUCUGUGCACCUGGUGGUCCUGGUGCCGGACGUUCGACCCAUUGCUGUUCAGCUGUCUCUGUGUUCUCCUGGCUAUCUUCACCGCGGGACACUUGAUUGGACUUUAUUUAUACCAGUUCCAAUUCUUUCAAGAAGCAGUCCCACCCAAUGACUACUAUGCAAGGUUGUUUGGUAUCAAAUCAGUUAUUCAAACAGACUGUUCCAGCACGUGGAAGAUCGUAGCAAACCCAAGCCUGAAAUGGUACCACCAUGCCAACCCCAUCCUGCUGCUGGUGAUGUACUACACGCUGGCAACUCUGAUCCGCAUCUGGCUGCAGGAGCCGCUUGUGCAGGAUGAGAAGACCAAGGAGGAGAGAGCCCUGCCCUGUAGUCCCAUCCAGAUAACAGCUGAGAGGAGGCGGAGCCUGUGGUAUGCAACCCAUUACCCAACUGAUGAGAGAAAACUUUUAUCCAUGACCCAAGAUGACUACAAACCAUCUGACGGCCUGCUGGUCACCGUGAAUGGCAACCCUGUGGACUACCACACCAUCCACCCCAGUCUUCCCAUCGAGAACGGCCCCGCCAAAGCCGAGCUGUACUCCACGCCGCAGUACCGGUGGGAGUCCUCGGACGACUCUGCAGAAAAGAAAGAGGAAGAAGAGGAUGAGAAAGAAGAAUUUGAAGAGGAGAGGAGCCAUGAGGAAAAAACAAGCGUGAAAGUCCACGCCAUGGUCUCUGUGUUCCAGUUUAUUAUGAAACAAAGUUACAUCUGUGCGCUCAUUUCCAUGAUGGCUUGGAGCAUCACCUAUCACAGCUGGCUGACUUUCGUGCUGUUGAUUUGGUCAUGCACUCUUUGGAUGAUUCGCAACAGAAGAAAAUAUGCCAUGAUCAGCUCUCCUUUCAUGGUUGUCUAUGCAAAUCUAUUGCUGAUAUUACAAUAUAUAUGGAGUUUUGAACUUCCAGAAAUUAAAAAGGUCCCAGGAUUUUUAGAAAAGAAAGAUCCAGGAGAACUCGCCUCCAAGAUACUUUUCACCAUUACUUUUUGGCUACUACUGAGGCAACACCUCACGGAGCAAAAAGCUCUUCGAGAAAAGGAAGCUCUUUUAUCUGAGGUCAAAAUUGAAACUCAGGAAAUUGAAGAAAAAGAUGAUGAAGAAGAAACACAAGUGGAAGGAGAUGCUGAAGAGAGGGAGGAAGAAGAGGAAGAAAUGGAAGAGAAGCAAGAGAGUAAGAAAGAAGAGGAGGAGGAGGAGGUGGAAGAAGAUGAUGACCAGGACAUCAUGAAAGUCCUUGGCAAUUUGGUGGUGGCCAUGUUCAUUAAGUACUGGAUCUACGUCUGCGGAGGGAUGUUCUUCUUCGUCAGCUUCGAGGGUAAAAUCGUGAUGUACAAAAUCAUCUACAUGGUGCUGUUUCUGUUCUGUGUGGCCUUGUACCAGGUGCACUAUGAAUGGUGGAGAAGAAUUCUAAAAUAUUUUUGGAUGUCUGUGGUUAUUUACACUAUGCUGGUGCUUAUCUUUAUAUACACAUAUCAGUUUGAAAACUUCCCAAGUCUGUGGCAAAAUAUGACUGGAUUGAAGAGAGAAAAGCUUGAGGAUCUCGGCUUAGAACAGUUCAGCCUGGCUGAACUAUUCACUCGCAUAUUCAUCCCAACCUCCUUUCUGCUGGUGUGCAUUUUACACCUUCACUAUUUCCAUGACCGGUUCCUGGAACUCACAGACCUGAAUUCCAUUCCCAGCAAGGAAGACAGCCCCAUCUACAGGCUGGCCCACCCUGAAGGAAGCCUGCCAGACCUCACCAUGCUGAACCUGACCGCCAGCCCGGAGAAGCCAGAGGAGAAGCAGGUGGUUGAGUUUGGUGAGGAGAAACCAGAGGGAUGCUCUGAAAAAGUGGAGAAGGGUGAGCUUGGGAAAGACAGCAGCGAGGAGGAGGAGGAGGAGGAGGAAGAAGAUGAAGAGGAGGAAGAGACAUCAGAUUUAAGGAACAAAUGGCACCUGGUGAUUGACCGCCUCACAGUGCUCUUCCUCAAGUUCCUGGAGUACUUCCACAAGCUGCAGGUGUUCAUGUGGUGGAUUUUGGAGUUGCAUAUCAUCAAAAUUGUUUCAUCAUACAUUAUCUGGGUCUCUGUGAAAGAGGUGUCUGUGUUCAACUAUGUAUUUUUGAUUUCUUGGGCUUUUGCUCUGCCAUACACCAAGCUACGCCGUCUGGCUUCAAGUGUCUGCACUGUCUGGACAUGUGUGAUCAUCGUCUGCAAAAUGUUGUACCAGCUGCAAACCAUUAAGCCUGAGAAUUUUUCUGUUAACUGUUCCUUGCCAAAUGCAAAUGAAACAGACAUACCCCUCAACCAGUUGAACAAGUCUCUACUCUACAACACUCCUGUGGAUCCAACAGAGUGGGUGGGCCUGAGGAAGUCUUCACCAUUGCUCGUCUACCUGAGGAAUAAUCUGCUGAUGCUGGCCAUUCUGGCCUUUGAGGUUACUGUUUACCGCCAUCAGGAGUACUACCGGGGACGAAACAACCUCAUGGCCCCUGUAUCUAAAACCAUCUUUCACGACAUUACAAGACACCAUCUGGAUGAUGGAAUUAUUAAUUGUGCCAAAUAUUUCAUAAAUUACUUCUUCUAUAAGUUUGGUCUGGAGACCUGUUUCCUACUGUCAGUUAAUGUGAUCGGUCAGCGAAUGGAUUUCUAUGCCAUGAUUCACGCCUGCUGGCUGAUCGCCGUCUUGUAUCGACGCAGAAGAAAAGCCAUCGCGGAGAUCUGGCCCAAGUACUGCUGCUUCCUGGCCUGCAUCAUCACGUUCCAGUACUUCAUCUGCAUCGGCAUCCCCCCUGCGCCCUGCAGAGAUUACCCAUGGAGAUUGAAGGGUUCCAACUUCAAUGACAACAUCAUAAAGUGGCUGUACUUCCCAGACUUCAUUGUGCGGCCCAACCCCGUGUUUCUUGUCUAUGACUUCAUGCUGCUUCUGUGUGCCUCCUUACAAUGGCAGAUUUUUGAGGAUGAAAAUAAGGCUGCAGUACGGAUCAUUGCAGGGGAUAAUGUGGAGAUUUGCAUGAGCCUUGAGGCGGCCUCCUUCAGCCAAUAUAACCCAGUCCCAGAUUUCAUUCACUGCAGAUCAUACUUAGACAUGUCCAAAGUGAUCAUCUUUAGCUACCUCUUCUGGUUCGUCCUCACCAUCAUCUUCAUCACCGGGACAACACGGAUCAGCAUCUUUUGCAUGGGCUACUUGGUGGCCUGCUUCUAUUUCCUGCUCUUUGGGGGUGAUUUGCUAUUGAAACCUAUCAAGAGCAUCCUGCGUUAUUGGGACUGGCUGAUUGCUUACAACGUCUUUGUGAUUACAAUGAAAAACAUACUGUCAAUAGGAGCAUGUGGAUACAUUGAAAAUUUGGUUAAAAAUAAUUGCUGGUUGAUCCAAGCUUUCAGCCUGGCCUGCACAGUCAAAGGCUAUAAAAUGCCUAAUUCUGAUGCCUCAUGUAAACUACCCAGCGGUGAAGCAGGAAUUAUUUGGGACAGUAUAUGUUUUGCCUUCCUCCUGCUGCAGAGAAGAGUUUUUAUGAGUUACUAUUUCCUACACGUUGUGGCGGAUAUAAAAGCUUCACAGAUCCUGGCAUCAAGAGGGGCUGAACUUUUCCAGGCCACAAUUGUAAAGGCUGUGAAAGCAAGAAUUGAGGAAGAGAAAAAGUCAAUGGAUCAGUUGAAGAGGCAGAUGGAUCGCAUUAAGGCCAGGCAACAGAAAUACAAAAAGGGUAAGGAGAGGAUGCUGAGCUUGACCCAGGAGUCAGGGGAAGGCCAAGACAUCCAAAAACUCUCUGAAGAGGAUGACGAAAGAGAAGCAGACAAACAGAAAGCCAAGGGCAAAAAAAAGCAGUGGUGGCGGCCUUGGGUUGAUCAUGCUUCCAUGGUCAGGAGUGGAGACUAUUAUUUGUUUGAAACGGAUAGUGAAGAGGAGGAAGAGGAAGAAUUAAAAAAGGAAGAUGAAGAACCUCCAAGAAAGUCAGCUUUCCAGAGAGCUAUUGGGAAGUUUGCAUCAGCCAUUUUAGCCUUGCCAAAGUCUGUCAUUAAACUUCCCAAAACUAUUCUUCAGUAUUUAAUCAGAGCUGCAAAGUUUGUUUAUCAAGCCUGGAUUACUGACCCUAAAACAGCCCUCCGACAGAGGCGCAGAGAGAAAAAAAUGUCUGCAAGAGAAGAACAGAAAAGAAAGAGGAAAGGAUCCGGGGAGGGGCCUGUGGAGUGGGAAGACCAAGAGGAUGAGCCAGUCAAAAAGAAAUCUGAUGGACCAGAUAACAUCAUCAAAAGGAUAUUUAAUAUUCUGAAAUUUACCUGGGUGCUCUUUCUGGCCACCGUGGACAGUUUUACCACUUGGCUCAACUCCAUUUCCAGGGAGCAUAUUGACAUAUCCACAGUGUUGAGAAUUGAAAGAUGCAUGCUGACCAGAGAAAUUAAAAAGGGCAACGUUCCUACUCGGGAAAGCAUCCACAUGUACUAUCAGAACCACAUCAUGAACCUCUCCAGAGAGUCUGGACUGGACACCAUUGACGAACGCCCUGGUGCCGCGUCAGGUGCACAGACAGCCCGCAGAAUGGAUAGCACAGAUUCACAUGACAGUAUCUCCAGCUGCUACACUGAAGCAACCAUGCUGUUCUCAAGGCAGUCUACCCUUGAUGAUUUAGAUGGACCAGAAACUGUUCCUAAAACAAGUGAGCGUGCUCGACCUAGGCUCCGUAAAAUGCUCAGCUUGGAUAUGUCCUCCUCAUCAGCUGACAGUGGCAGUUUAGUAUCAAGCGAGCCCACACAGUGCACCAUGCUGUAUUCGCGCCAGGGGACCACCGAGACCAUCGAGGAGGUGGAGGCUGAGCAGGACGAGAUGGAGGCCAGCCAGGACGUGGAGGCCCAGCAGGAGGAGGACGUGGGGGUCCAGGACAGUGACGAUGAUGAUGGCAGUGAGGCGGAGGUGGACUUGGGGCCAGAUGGGCAUGAGGGGUCUGAUGAGGAGGAUGAAGAAGAGGAGGAGGAGGAGGAGGAAGAGGAGGUGGAAGAAGAGGCAGAGGAGGCCCAGGACUCCGAGGAGUCCGAGGAGGCCGGCCUCACCCCGGACACUGAGCUACCACGGACCUUCACGGAGGACGGAGACAUGGAGGUCCCGCCGUCCUACAGCAAGGCGGUCAGCUUCGAGUGCCUGUCCUUCGGCUCACAGGAGGACUCCGCCGGGCCCAGCCGCAUGGCCGUCAGCCCCGACGACAGCCGCUCGGAGGACAGGCUGGGGUCCAGCAUCCUCCCGUCCCUGACGCACGAGCUGACGGCCAGCGAGCUGCUGCUGAACAAGAUGUUUCACGAUGACGAGCUGGAGGAGUCGGAGAAGUUCUACGUGGACCAGCCGCGGUUCUUGCUGCUGUUCUACGCCAUGUACAACACGCUGGUGGCCCGCUCAGAGAUGGUGUGCUACUUUGUGAUCAUCCUGAACCACAUGGUCUCUGCCUCCGUGAUCACCCUCGUGCUCCCCAUUCUGAUCUUCCUCUGGGCCAUGCUGUCUGUGCCAAGGCCCAGCAGACGGUUCUGGAUGAUGGCCAUUGUCUACACAGAGGUGACAAUUGUGAUCAAGUAUUUCUUCCAAUUUGGGUUCUUUCCCUGGAAUAAGCUUGUGGAAUUGAACAAGGACAAACCUUUCUACCCAACUAAUAUUAUAGGUGUGGAAAAGAAAGAUGGUUAUGUUCUGUAUGAUCUCAUUCAGCUUCUGGCUCUUUUCUUCCACCGAUCAAUUUUGAAGUGCCACGGCUUAUGGGAUGAAGAUGACAUUGCGGACAGUGGCACCGACAAGGAAGAGUCAGAUGAAGAGCAGUCCCUCAGUCACGGCAGAAGGGACUCCUCUGAUUCUCUGAAAUCCAUCAACCUGGCUGCAUCCACGGAGUCAGUGCACGUGUCCUUCCCUGAGCAGCUGACGGCUGUCCGGAGGAACCGUUCGAACAGCGGCUCCCAGAUAUCCCACAGAUCCAGCUUUUCUUCAAAUAGGUCUCAAAGAGGUAGCACAAGCACCCGAAAUAGCAGUCAAAAAGGAAGCAGUGUUUUGAGCAUCAAACAAAGAAGCAAAAGGGAACUUUACCUGGAAAAGCUUCAAGAACAUUUAAUCAGAGCAAAAGCACUUACCAUAAAAAAGACUCUGCAAAUCUAUGUGCCCAUCAGACAGUUCUUCUACAACCUCAUCAACCCAGACUACAGCGCCGUGACCGACGUAUAUGUGCUUAUGUUCCUGGCUGACACUGUGGACUUCAUCAUCAUCGUCUUUGGCUUUUGGGCCUUCGGGAAACACUCAGCAGCGGCAGACAUCACGUCUUCUCUGUCCGAGGACCAGGUGCCCGGGCCGUUUCUGGUGAUGGUCCUCAUUCAGUUUGGAACCAUGGUGGUGGACCGAGCACUGUACCUCAGGAAGACUGUAUUGGGAAAGGUCAUUUUUCAGGUCAUUCUUGUGUUUGGAAUUCACUUCUGGAUGUUCUUCAUCUUGCCUGGAGUGACUGAGCGGAAAUUCAGCCAGAACCUGGUUGCUCAGCUUUGGUACUUUGUAAAAUGUGUUUACUUUGGGUUGUCUGCCUACCAAAUCCGUUGUGGCUACCCUACACGAGUGCUUGGAAACUUCCUCACAAAGAGCUACAAUUACGUCAACCUCUUCCUGUUUCAAGGGUUCCGCCUUGUUCCAUUUUUGACUGAGCUAAGGGCUGUGAUGGACUGGGUGUGGACAGACACGACCUUGAGCCUCUCCAGCUGGAUCUGUGUGGAGGACAUCUAUGCUCACAUAUUCAUCCUGAAGUGUUGGCGGGAGUCGGAAAAAAGAUACCCUCAGCCCCGGGGGCAGAAGAAGAAGAAAGUGGUGAAGUAUGGCAUGGGAGGCAUGAUCAUCGUUCUGCUCAUCUGCAUUGUCUGGUUCCCUCUUCUCUUCAUGUCUUUGAUCAAAUCUGUUGCUGGCGUGAUCAACCAGCCCCUGGAUGUCUCGGUCACAAUCACCCUGGGUGGUUACCAGCCUAUUUUCACAAUGAGUGCCCAGCAAAGCCAACUGAAAGUUAUGGACAGUGCCAAGUAUGAGAACUUUAAGAAAGCAUUCUCUAGUGACACUGGUGCUAUGCAAUUUCUGGAAAAUUAUGAAAAAGAAGACAUAACAGUAGCAGAACUGGAAGGAAACUCAAAUUCUUUAUGGACCAUCAGCCCUCCCAGUAAGCAGAAAAUGGUACACGAGCUCCUGGAUCCCAAUAGUAGCUUCUCUGUUGUUUUUUCAUGGAGUAUUCAGAGAAACAUGAGUCUGGGUGCAAAAGCAGAAAUAGCAACAGAUAAACUUUCUUUUCCUCUUAAAAAUAUUACUCGAGAGAAUAUAGCUAAAAUGAUAGCUGGCAACGACACGCAAAGUUCCACAACGCCAGUGACUAUAGAAAGGAUCUACCCAUAUUACGUGAAAGCACCUAGUGAUUCUAACUCCAAACCUAUAAAGCAACUUUUAUCUGAAAAUAAUUUCAUGAAUAUCACCAUCAUUUUGUACAGAGAUAAUACAACCAAAUCUAACAGUGAGUGGUGGGUUCUCAAUCUGACUGGAACUAGACUCUACAAUCAGCAUGCCCAGGCCUUAGAGCUGGUGGUCUUCAAUGACAAAGUCAGCCCCCCCAGUCUGGGCUUCCUGGCUGGCUAUGGUAUCAUGGGACUGUAUGCUUCAGUUGUCCUUGUGAUUGGGAAGUUUGUCCGAGAGUUCUUCAGUGGGAUUUCCCACUCCAUCAUGUUUGAAGAGCUUCCAAAUGUGGACCGAAUUUUGAAGCUGUGCACGGACAUAUUUUUAGUUCGAGAGACAGGGGAACUGGAACUAGAGGAAGAUCUCUAUGCCAAAUUAAUAUUCCUGUACCGCUCACCAGAAACCAUGAUCAAAUGGACUAGAGAAAAAACAAAUUGACACCUUAGGACACAGACUGCAAAUCAAGAUAACAUUUGAGUUUUCAAAAACAAAAAAAGCACAAUAUUCUCAUAAGAGCUAUGCAUUUCUCAUUUGAUGGAAAUGGUUUCUCUUCUGACAGGCGGCCAAAGGGAGUUGGCUUCCUUUUAUAGUCAAGGCUACCUUGCAAGUCCAGGCGCUGUUGGAAAAGUGAUUUGUACUUCCAUUUCUCUGGAUCAGGGCUACUUGGUUUAUGUUUUCAUCAACAGUGUCUUGCAUUUUGAUAGACUAUGUAAAGGAAUCGUGGAUGGGGCUCCUCCCUCAGAGAAACAGAAGAGAAGGAAGAAGGAAGGACGCCAUGUUUUCCUGUGUGGGACCUUGUCCUUCUGAAGGAGAUGCUAUCGCACAGGCCACGGCGCUUUGUCGCCAGUGGGGAAGCUGCUGAGGGGAGAAUAGAUGGACCUCAGCACAACCCAAAUAUGCAACAGCAAUAGGAGGCUGAAAACUCCUAAACCUAUUUCUAGGAGAAAAAGAGAGAGGGAGUUGAUUACCCUUGAAGAUGCCAGUGGAUGGAUAAGCCUCACUCUAAGCAAAAAGAUAACUUAGUGACACUCUUACUGCCUUAUCUUAACUGACGAUUAAUUAAAAAAAAAAUUUUUUCCCCCAAUAAACACCAGUGACUUCUCAGGAAAAAAAAAAAAGCAGCAAAACAAAUAGAUGGACACGGGCUUUGUUGAGACCCAGCUAGUGAUUCACAUCCAUGGUGGUGGCUGUUCUACUUCAGAGAGCCCAUCACUGCUCCUGGUGAAACACAGACAAGAAGUAGAAAGACGGGAAAUGCCGCCCAGCAGAGGUGGAGAACCUUGACUUUGUAACUCUUUAUCAACUGAGGUCAUGAGCACUCUUCCACCUUCUCCAACCCCCAACACGCUUUUCCCCAUUUCCAUGAUUAAACAAUGGUUUUCUGUAUGUGACAUUUUUCCUUCCUGUUUUACAGGUAUAUCAAAGAGUUUACAUAUUCCAAUUCACAUUUUUACAUCUGAGACGGGUUUUUUAAGUUCAUAAUUAUGAAAGAAAUAUGUAUAUUGAGCUUGGGGAAAUAAACAAUGGUCUUUUCUUAAAUUAUUGUUACUGGUAAUACAACCUCUUCAUUAAAUAACAUUGUAGCAUGGAAAUUUAUGACUGAAAUGUAGUUUUCAUUCCAUAUUAAAAUACAGUUUCUGAGAAUCGUUGAAUGGACUAGAUUAUGUCGAGAAAAAAUGAUCCUAUGUAGUUUGGGUUCAGGACUGACUCAAAAUAAAGCACAUCUUGCAAAGUCA